UGUGGAUUUAUCAGAGGAAUGAGAGACAACCUCGCAUUCGGACGAUUUUAUCCGAGCGCUCACUGAUCUUAGCGUGGGAGUGAGAAAAUUCACCAAAAUCGGCAAUGGGUGAGGAGGCGGGUACGAAACCUCGUAAGGCCAUCUUUUCCUUUAUCACCCCUUCGACCACGGUCCGUGCUUCCUACUCGGUGCAGAAGAGGUCUUUCACUAAAGCUUUGCAGAGACACAGGUGGUUCGAUGAGGGAGAACUGCUCGAUACCAUGGAGAAAGGAGUGAUGUAUCCCAUAAUCCACUACGCAGAGGUAUGUCCAAAUGGCAACAAACCGCCAAUGUCUUUGCAGGAUCCCGCUGCGUUGGGUCAAGAAUUCACACUUCAGCAAGGUCUGUAUUCCGAAAUAAAAUAUUCGUGUCCUACCAUCCUCAAAAAGAUCUCCUCCUCCACAGAGGCACUGCAGACCCACAAAGCGUGCAUCUUCAUGGGGUUCAAGAAACUGGACAGUCACUUCAGCGAGGUGCUGGAGGACAGCUGGAAGGACUGGACGGGGGCACGCCUCAUCUACAUGAACCUCUCCGACGAGUUCGGACUAUCGAGGCUCUCCUUCUACCGGCGGAUGGCGCCCAAAGACGCGGACAUGUUCAUGUACAUCAUGAUGGUCGAGUGCGAUUCGGUGACCUCCAAGAACCAGAUUCGACUUCUGGAUUUCGUCCAGAGAUUGCGGGUGGAGAGGAUGAUGGGAUAUCUGUCCGUCUACAAGGUGGAGAGAAUGGUCCCAUCAACGGCUAACGUCAUCAACGGUCUUCUCACCGAAGCUGUCGAUGCCGAAGGCAAAGUGAACAUAUGACAACUGGAAGAGGUGCUGGGACUAAUAACUGAUUCUGUGUUGAAAUCUGACGAGAGACCUGUUGCUGUGACCAGAUUCAGAAAUGCCAGCGGAUGAUGAACAAUAUGUUUCAAUAAGAUUCAGACGAUUAUUAUUGAUGGUGUUUGCAAACCUGAUCCGAUCUGAUUUUAAGUGAUGAAACAACAAGUGUUUGUGUUUUUCUUUUUUUUAGAAUUGGUAGGGAUGUGUUGAGUUGUUUAUUGUCAGUUUUCGUUAUGUCACCAUGCAGAAUCUGAGAUGUGUUUAUUCUGUGUGGAAUUGUUUAGUGAUAUAUAACUGUUCCUUUCUUUUAAAGAUACGUUAUUGUAAUGCAAUCUUAAACUGAAAGACCACCUGUGUGUGAUGUUAUCACAGUAAUUUGUGUUCGUAAAAGAUCACUCUCGAACUAUAAAGAUGGUUUCGAUUUUUUUUAGUAAUUUGGUAUACUUUAUACUUGUGAAUGUAAUUGUCUUUCACUGUGGUGCUAAAUUAUGGAAAUGUCUGUAUGAUUGUACUUAUCUCUGAUUUUGAUGUAAAAUAUCUUAUUCAAAGGACAAAUUAUUCAUUAGUUUGAUGAUUUUAAAUUAUCAGCUCCACAUUAUCGGAGGGACCAAAUUUUGUGCAACAAAAAUGAUUUAUUUCUAAUAAGAACUCGAGGAUUAUAAAUAAAUUACAAUGCAAAUUAAGUGUAUCGUUAAAUUUUUGAGGAGCUUAUUUUCAACGAAUAUUCAAAAACAUCUUAUUCUGAUAAGAUAUUUUUGAUGAUUAUGCGUAGAAAAAGACAAGAGAGAAAUUAAAAUUGAAAAUUCUGCUGCCGAUUAAAGUGUUCCGUAAAUAAUUUGUAAAACGAUUCAUGGAAACAUUAAAUAGAAGUAUUGAAAUGCUAAGAUGAAAUAUUAUGCUUUCUUAGCAAAAGAUAGUAACAUUUUCUUUUAAUUCAGAAAAAAUAUCAAGUUAAUUUUAUCAAAAUUUAGACUUUGAUACAGAGGCAGAGCUGUUUUAAAAAAAGAGAGUAAAAAAUUCAUCACAGUAAAAUAAAUAACUAAAUAAAAUCACAUUCGAUCAAAUAAACUAUCAAAACUGUAAUUUUCUGUAAGGAUUUUAGCACAAAAUAUUGUCCGAUAUCUCCUCGAUGUUAUUCGAAAUUCUAUUCUGUCGAUAUUGUGAAGAUAUCGUAACAAUGUUCAUCGGCAUUUUGUGCUAAUAGAGCGAAUUUCAAGAGGCGAUAUCUUUGUCAAAAAAUAAAAAAAUAUGUCAACACAUCCCUAAACAUUAACAGCAAGCUUUUCAACAUUCAUUUUAUUUAAAUGGCUGUUAAAGUACUAUAGAAGCCUCUUAAACAUUUGAGUGCCAAUUUUUAUUCGAUUUUAAAAUAUCAAAGAGUUCUAAAGCUCAUAAAGUUUUCCUUCUUGCAAUCUCUUUCCAAAAGAUUUCAGGAACGUCAGCUAGGAACAAAAUGUCUUUCAAGAUCUUAAAAUAUCAGAGGCAAACGUUCUCAUUUUCUACUUUUCCCUCCAAAGCAGUUAGUAUUUUUCGCCUUCAAUGUGAAAAGAAUGUUUUAAGCAUUUUUGCACAGUUCCCCGUAUCACUUAAAGAUUUUUUCCACAAAUGAACUCUGAUUUACAAUUUCGGAGUAAAGAUAUUAUAUUUUAAAAUUCAUGCAUGUAGUUACAUAUACCAGGUAGCACAUUCGGUUGUACAUUAUUGUGCGAUAUUACAUGAUAUUGAUCAAUAUUUAACAAUAUUAUACAAUAUUGAGAAUAUUGAUCAAUGUCAUACAAUAUUGAGAAUAUUGAUCAAUGUCAUACAAUAUUAUACAAUAUUGAGAAUAUUGAUCAAUGUCAUACAAUAUUAUACAAUAUUGAGAAUAUUGAUCAAUGUCAUACAAUAUUGAGAAUAUUGAUCAAUGUCAUACAAUAUUAUACAAUAUUGAGAAUAUUGAUCAAUGUCAUACAAUAUUAUACAGUAUUUAUGCGCUAUUAGGGAUAAUACGCCGUUAUGUAUCGCAUGUUAAGUAUCAAUAUGAACAUGAAUACACAUGCCAAUGGAUGGCUUUGAUAUGAAAUUGGAUAUAGAACAACAAUUUUUCAGUAAAGAUUACACAUCAAAUUUUAUUUCAAUUAUCAAACCAUCAAAUUUUCAAAUAAACAAUUAUAUAAAAUUUCAAAAAAAAAAAAAUCUCCUCCGAAAUGAGAAUAUGCAACAAAAUCUCAAAUCUCUUUAUUCGAGAAAUUAUGCACUUCAAUAAAAAUAAUAAUAAUAAAAAAUAAAAUAAACAUAAAAUUUAAAUUUUACUAACAAAUCGAAAAAAAUUAAAUUCAUUAAAAUGAAAACUCUUAAUGACAUAUUUUAAAUUAAGACAGUUUUCUGCACUGAUUUUAUUUGAAAAUAUAGCAGAAUUUGCGAAAAGCACUCGCUGUCAAUAUUCUUGAGAUCCUAUUGAAGUCGGGGACUAAGUUCAAGAAUUCAAAUAAAGCGCAGUCAUUCUUCUGCUUUAUGUUGAUGGCUAUAUGUAAAAUGACAAAUAAAAGCAGAAAAUUCACAUUUUUACAUUUGAACCUUUUAUUUAUAAAUAAAAGGUUCGGUAAAAGCACCAGUCUUCUGCGUAUUGUUCAAGAGUUUUAAUAUUAUUAUUAUUAUUAUUAAUAAUCAAUAACCGAAAUAUGGAAUUUCCAAUAAGAUAAAAAGAAAAUGGAGUAAGAAAUAUGAAAAAUAAGAAAAUGGAAUGAGAAAUCUUGCUUUAAAUAAAAGUAUCAUUAUUCGUGUGUUUAGAUAUCAAUCAGGAUUUUACAGAAAAAUGUUGGAAUCGCCCUAAACCGUAUCGGAAAUACUCAAAGCUUUUUCUCAGAUUAUUCUAAAUUUGUAGAUAAUAAUAGUUAAGAAGAUUUUAUCUGCUCAGAAUAUUUCAUUAAUUUAAUAUUUAACUAUUUUUAAUUAAAUGUAUAUCUAAUUAAUUAUAUUCCAUUUUUUUUUCCUUUAUUUUGAAGACACCAGAAAAUGUUUCUGGAAGUAAUGGAGUUGCAAGUAGGAAAAGUUUAAAAUAUCCCGCUUUAGAAGAAUGAGAUGGAGAAAAAUGACAGCGCCAUCUGGCGUUCAAAUGUUUAACUACUCUAAUGUCCCUAAAUGCACAAUAAAUAACAUAACAGCACCUGAGCAUUAGCAGCAAAUAAGAAAAGCAAUAAAAACACGCAGCGAUGUCCAGCUUUCUUAACACAUUUCUAAAGUUUCCAACUUCUAUCAAGCCAGAUAAAUUAGAUGUAGAAACUGCUGUCGGCAUGAAAGGAAAAUUUUACUUUUUAUAUUCUCACGCACCCAUAAAUACAUACAUAAAGUAUUAACAGGUUAACCUGAUGUAUACAUCUCAACCUAGUGCUUUCAUUUUCUACAGAUUACUAUAAAAAAUAUUGAUAGGAUAGAUAUUCAAUAUUCAUAGAAAUGCUAGCGUAAAUAACUAAGUCUUUUGAAAUUUAAAUUAACUUCGAAAUGAGGCUCUCGUUUAAGAUUUCUAAAACAUCACUCUCUUUUCAAUUACAAUCUGCCUUAUACUCUAUAAAUAGGAUAGAUUGAAUAAAUUAAAAGUUUCAGAUUAUCUAAUAAGACGAAUCUACAUUAAAUAAAUAUAGCAUUUUUAAAAGCAUUUAUUUACUUAGUAAUUAUCUUUCACUACUUUAGUAAGCUAUUAAUGCCUUACAUUGAGACCAAUUGUAGCAGUAUUAUACUAUAAUUUCUAUUAUUGUUUCUUAUCACUUUUAAGUAUUUGCUAAAAUCUUUUUUUAUAUCAACUCAACUGACCAAAUAUGAAUUUGUGAAUACCUGCUUCUAUGAUGUGAUCACGUAAAUAGGAAGAAUUUGUACUCCGAGAUUGCAUAUUUUUAUAUGAUGUAAAUAAGAGUUAACAAAAAGUUUCAGAAUGAAAUUUCUCUUUAUAAGUUAUUGUCUAAUCUUGCACACUUUUAGAAAACUUCAAAAUGCUCUAACCAGUGGCUUACGUGAUUUGGUACAAUUACUAAACAACACAUCUUUUCGAUAUAUAAUAGUUUGCACUGCCAUCUUCAUGAGUUGACCUAUUCCUUCAUGCUUACCAUACCUACAGCAUGAGUAGAAAUAUUCUUGGCAAUCUGCCAACUCCAGAUCCGGAAGAAUGAACAAUUCAUAAAUGCAUGUGGUUGAAAAGAUGAUUUACUGCAAUAAAAUUAAUAAACUUCGUUUUACAUCAUUCAGAAUUUUAAUGUUUAUCAGUUAUACACUCGUCAUAGAAAAAUAUGAUAUAUCACAUAUGGAACUAAAAUAAAAUUUAAUACACCGAUUCCGUCAAACUAUCUCAUUUUCAAAUGUAGAUUUGAUGAAGCCACUGGUUUUAAUUCUCGUAAUUUAACUUUCUAUACUGUUCACUUUCCACUUCUGAAUUCACAUCUAUAGUAUACAUAUUAAAACGUAUGUAUAGUAGUGUCUUCCCAUGUCAAUUUUAGACAUUAUAGAAUCAUGUUUUGCAUUUCAAUGGUAAGAGUAGUAACUGUAAUUUAUAAAAAGUUAGAAUUGUCAUCUAAAACAAUUUUUUUUCCUCCUCAAAUUAUUUGUACUUUAAAUAUACUUAGAUGUAAUAUGUAAACUAUACUUUUUGAGACUUCUAUUUCGUAGUGGUUAGUAACAACAUUCAGGAAGAUAAAGUAUUAUUUAGUUAUGUUAAAUAUUUUGCUGCAUUAAAGGCACAUACUACAUGGCAUCACAUCGUUUGACAAUAAUAAAUUUUUAUUAUUUAUUUAGGAAUAGCAAAUCACUGUAGCUGAAAAAAAUACACAUAGAAUUUUUCUGUAAAAAGGCUUUAAACAUCAGAAUACUUCACAAUCAUUUUGUACAGGCAAUUAUUAUUUACAAAUUAAUUCAAGUACCAGUGUUAUGUUUAUCACGUCUUGAGAGGAAUUUUCUAAUGUUUUUAUGCCUCAUACUUGAUUUUUUUUCUUCUCUAAACAUGAUGAUAUAUUUUUGUUUCAAAACAAAUUUAAAAUCAUUUUAUUUUAUAUGAACCUGGAAUUCAUUAAUUUACUUUUAUAGUAUCUUCUUUUAAUAAUCAUUUAAAAAAAUAAUUACUAAAAUAAAAAUCUGCAAUUUAUUAUACACUUUUUAAAAUAUUCUGACUUAAGUACCAUAAUUUACAGACCUGUAUAGCUUUACCAUAGGCCAAGUCCAGCACAGCAGACAUUAUUUAUAUUAAGUGUAUAUAUUCAGUGAAAUCGUUAUCUUUGUGUGUAUAUUGCUGAAAUCACAAGAAAUGUAAAUAAUUUACUUUGAAAUUCCAUUUAUGCUUGAAAAUACUGUAAAGGAUCAUUUAGCAUAAAAUAUUAUGUAUGAAAAACUGUAAGAUAAUUAUAAAUAAGGGACCUGCAUUAUAUAUUUGUUAACAAAAUGUGAUUGUUUCUUAAAAAAAAAUUUUAAAAAAAUUCUUAUUAUUAAAAAUAUAUAUGAAUAAACUCAUAUGCAGUUUUAAAAUUAUAUAUGUAAAUUCAGUAUUUUUUUACCAUGUGAAUGGAAACUUGAAAAAUAAUUUAAAAGUAAU
Messenger RNA from Argiope bruennichi, 6414 nucleotides. RefSeq lists its product as uncharacterized. The transcript has 4 exons. Bases 105 to 842 code for a protein of 245 amino acids. Lineage: Eukaryota; Metazoa; Arthropoda; Arachnida; Araneae; Araneidae. The record is from RefSeq and is a predicted model, not a curated record.